CCCAGUGGUUACAUGGGUCGAAGGUUAUGUCACUCGUCUUAUCAACUGGACUGUAAAAACUGCUCCAAAGUCGUGAAUAGACAGAUCUAUUUUUAAUUUAGUGAUGUGAUCCAUCCGCAUCUUUCCACUCCCUUUAACAAUAAAUGCCACGGAGAAAAACAAUAAUUAAUGUCUAGUCCGAUAUUAGGCAGACCGAUAAAAUGGUAUCUCUUCUGAAAAAUCAGAUAUUUAAACACUUAUCCAGAUAUACGAAAAAUCUAUCUCCAGACAAAAUUAAUCUUAGCACAUUUAAAGGAGAAGGGGAACUCACGUGUUUGGAAUUGGAUGAAAUAGUUUUAACAGAUUUAUUAGAGUUACCAUCAUGGGUUCGCCUAACUAGCGCUUGUUGCAACAAAGUUGAAUUCAGGAUACAAUGGACACGUUUAAAAUACGAACCAAUACGAUUUGCUUUGGAUGAGGUUAGAGUAGAAAUAGAAACAUGUGAAGAACUAAGGUCACUUUCAGCCCAACAAGGGCUCUCUGCAUAUGCAGGAACAGAAUAUAGUUUUGCCAACAAAGUGGUCGAUGGUAUGACAAUCUCCGUUAAUGAAGUUAAAGUAACGUUCAAAACUCCUGCGUUUAAUGCAGCAGUACAAUUACAGAUUAUGAGGAUAUUAGUGGAGUCUAAAUCACCAGACUGGAAAAAAGUAGAACUUACAAAAACAAGAAAGAAAGACAAAAGUAAAAAACACAUUUUAAUUUUUAAAACUAUUGAGUGGCAGACACUUAGGCUUGAAGCAAAUUCUACAAAAGAAAAAGGGCUGGAUUCAUUAAGGCUUUUUACUAAUAUGGCAAAAUGCAGAUUGACAAUUAAGAAACGGACGUCAGAUUGCUUUGUGAUGGGGUGCAAACUGUUAUUGAUAUUAGAAGAGUUUGUGUGGGUACUGACUGAUUCUCAGCUUAAAGCUGUACUUCAUUUUGUAGAGUCACUCUCAGGGUUAGUGCAAAAGGCAAAUGAAAUAACACGAAUUAAAAAAGCUGCAAGAAAGUUAGAGUUGCUUCCUGAAUACCAUGCCCAAGUUGCUCAACAAGAAAGAAGUGGUGAUACAACAGAAAAGGAACAGUCUUUCGCUCUUUGCGAUGUAGUUGAAACGUCAUACCAUUUAUGGGCACAAAAAAUUGAUUUACAUUUAGUUGAUGAUCCUGGAGCUGGACGUUCUAUUUACCCUUUACUUAAAAAUGGGCAUACACUGCGUUUACUCAUUAACAAUCUCCAAGUUGAUUACUAUCCAUACCAUUUAGCAGCUGCUGACAGGGCUCAUUGGGCAAGGUACAAUCAAGCAAGUUCCCCUCACGCUGAGUGGCUUUCAGCAGCUCAAAGUCAAUUUAAAAAUUCUCUCCUUCAGCUGAUAGACCAAAGAGGAAGGAAUCCUAGUUUUAGAGGAUCGAAUAGCAAUGAUGAAGAUGAAGAUAGAAAAAGUAGCGAAUCUUCCCCAAGCCAAAAUAAUGUGAAAAAGUAUGUUAUUGCCAAUUUGGCAAAAGUAAUGACUUCAUGCAUUGUCCUUAGAGUGCAAGAUUUUACAGUUUAUGCUAUUUUACCAAACAAUAAACACUUACAAAAGGAAUUUAUUAAAGGGCAGCACAGGAGAAGAGAGAGCCUAGCACAAGGUGAUAAAGAACGCAAUAUGCCUUCUGAUGUAACAGUACAUGCAGAAUUUACUUAUUAUUAUUAUCCUGGAAACAUUGCAUUCCCUUUACCAGUUCCCAAGUUUUAUGUACAAAUAAAUCCUGUUAUAAUGAAUUUCGAUGUGAAUACUAUUCUUUGGUUGAAUUCAUUUGCUUUAAAUCUUCAUCAGUCAUUACAAGAGAUUAAACAAAACUCAACCAAUAACUUGAAUUAUGUUGAUGUUAAAAUAGAAGCAAUAAUGCCUCGAGUAAUUUUUGAGAGCAAUGUUGAAAUCCAGUGUGGACAACGUGAUAGACCAAAAGCCCUUCACAUUCAAGUCAGUAGGGCAUUGAUAAGCAAUGUUAGAAGUUCUGAUGGUUGUAGUCGAGCCGAUUUGGCCAAAUGUGUUAAUGCAUUGCAAUUAGGUUCCUUAUUCUUUGGUAAUGAAUUCCCAGUCAAAGAAGGUGAUUUUGCUGUGAUACCAGAUAAAUUUAUCGACCAUAUCCAAUUUAAAGAUAACAUUCGUACACCUUUGGAGGAACUUCCCACGAACACAGUAUCUGAGCUAGUCAGCUAUUUCAGAAAAACGCUAUUGUGGACAGAGUCUAGAGAUGUUUGGUGUAUUAACUUCGAACCAAUUUGGGGUGAAUUUUAUGGUGCAAGGGGUGUGGCUCAUAAUAAACCUGUGGCAUUUAUUGAUUCUUUUCCAUUAAAAAUUUGGGUUUAUCUUAAAACUGAAAGCAGUACAAGAAAAGAUUUUUCAAAACCGGAACUAUACGCACUAGCUUACAUUUCCAAUUUAGUUUCAGUCCAAAUAAAUCAUUAUCAACUAUUAUUUCUUUUACGGUUGGCUGAUGAUUUUGCUGAGUUGUUGACUAUUCUUGAAAUGGAUUCUCGACGGAUUAUGAAAAGAGGAAGUAGUGGAGUGGUAGUUGGUGCAGUUGUUCCUCAGCUUGAAGUCACUCUUGUUAUGCCUUCUCAAACACCUGGCAAAGAGUCCUCAGGAGCAGAUCUUGAAUCUGUCAUUCCUGAUACCUCAAGCCUUGCAGAUGACAUUGUUACAAAUCCAAGCAUUCAGUGGAAUGCAGUAUUAACAACUGAUUUGCAGGAUGGAGGAGUUUAUAAACGAGAAAAUACGGUACCAGCGAUGUCUCCUCCAAGUAAUCAGCUUUCUCUUGAUGUGACACCAACCUUCUUGGAAUCGAAACAAUUAAAUUCAUUUAUGGGGCUUUCUUCAAUGAAGAAAGGGUUUACUAAUUUUACAAAUUUAUUGGAUUCUAAACUUAAGUUUUCACCAAAUGAUGCAAGUGAUUCAUUUUCAACUAGAUCUGAUGGAACUUCUGAUAGUGAAAACUAUGUACUUAACGGCCAAGUUGAUUCAAUGUUCAAUAUAGAUACUUGUGAUGAACCUAUAGAAUAUGGCAGUGAAGCACUCGAAGAGUUCGAUGACCAUUCUGGUGCUACAAUUAGUGUUACAACUCCAAGUGAAAAUCCAUCAAAUGCAAGUUCUUAUAAAAGAAAAGAUUUGAUUUCUGUGGCCACAUUUAAAUUAGGCCAGGUAGAAAUAAUACAGCAGUCCCAAGGGCUCACAUCCACCAUUAAAGCUCAGGUAUCAAACAUUGCAAUAGAAGAAUGUCCAGCUAUUCCAUGGGAUGAAUUUCAGAACAAGUUUAACACCAGAUCUCGUGGAUGGACUGAAGUGUGUGAUAAACCUACUGUUAAACCAGGAGUCCGGAUAAGAAAAGAGCACACGGUUCAGUAUGGCGAUUUGAAUCUUUGGCCUACCCAAAAGAUUAGUUCGUGGUUCAACGAUUUGGUCACAGUCGCAUUAUCCGAUAUAUGCAUCACACUGAAUGCUUCGACAGUUUCAUCCAUCGCAGAAUUUUUUGAAGAUGAUAUCGAAUCGCCAUCAAUUCCAAUCAAGAUAAGCAUGGAGAAUAUGGACUUAAAUAUUAUUGAAGAGAAGAACUCGAUGGCAGCAGGUGGAACACCUAUAAACGUUUCAAUAUCACGUUUGCAUAUAUCAAGAGAUAAAGAUAAAGUGAUACUUAUUGAGCCAACAAUUGCUGAAAAGCCUAGUACAUACACCCAAGAGAUUUAUGACCUGAAAAAUGAAAAUGAACAAUUACGUCGCAGGCUUGCUGCUAUGGAAAGGUUGAAUGAAGAAAAUCACCGUCUUAGAAAGUGUGAAGAAGAGUCUCAUGAACUGAGGUCAUUUUUGCAUAGUGCACAAGACCAUCUUCAAGCUGUGCUUGAGGAGAAUGAGAGGCUGUCUGAGAUGUUGAGGAAUUUUCAGAGGGGAGACAAGCAACAAUCGUCAGGAAAAAGAUAGCAGCAGUGCUGCUGCUUCAAGUGUUCUUGUACACACAAGAAAAACAGCUAGAAAGCAGAACAUUAGAAGAAGUAGUAUAAAAUAGAACUAGUAUGAAACCAAUUUUGUUUAUAUUUAAAAAAAAAUCGUGGAAAAAAGUAAAAUUCUUUUGGUUCUUUUUAUGUUUAUUAAAUAUUGAGGGUACAAUAGUUCGUAAUUUUUCCCUUAAAUUGAAUUGUUUCUAUCCUUCUUAAGCCCUGAUUUACAAUUUUACAUGCUAAUUUUUAUCUUCUACAAAUCAUUCGACCAUUUAGAGAAAUUGCUGUAAUAUUUUCAUACAUAUCAUAAUUACAAUUUAUAUUAUUUAAUAAAAAUCAUAAGUGGAAUAGCAAUUAUUAGGGGUUGUCUGUUCACCAGACAGAAAACAAUUCUCUCCAUAAUGAUUAAAUUACACAAAACAGGAUUUUCUAUACGUAUUUGAUGUAGUAAAAUUUUAAUUUGCAAAACACAAUAUAAUAUACCUAUACUAUGAACCAACAUAACUACUAUCAAACCUCAUGCUAUAUUAUUAUUGUUAUUAGCUCUGUAUGGUAGCAAAGUUUUUUCCCUAUGUAAAAAUAUAUAUUUCUAUAUGUAUAAUUUGACUAUAUGUGAGAAAUAGGGUAAAAUUAGAUGACUGGUGAAGAUUUUUUUUUUGUGCUUUAUCUUAUAUCCUUUAAUUGCUAUUGCACUAAUAAAGAGUUGAUUCUAUACACUACAUAAAAUUUGAAUUGGAAAUGUAUAAAAGAUUUCCAAAAUACAGAAAUUGUGUCUUGGCGUUUUUCUUCUUCAAGUAAUUUUGUGUUCCUAAUUGCAUUUUACAUUCUUUUGUACAUUAUAUAUGGGAAAAAAGUGCUGUGCUUAGAUAUAUAUUGCUUAUUGUUUUUCCAGUGUGAUAAGUUGUGGUUUAAAAAGAAAAAAAAAUGUUAUUUUGUCUUCCAUUGUGAAUUAUAUAAUAAUUUUUCGUAAAAAGUAAAUGCUAAAUUGUAUAUAUUUACUUUGAAUAAUAAUACAGUUGAUAAUGAAUGUUGGUUUGCGAAUCAGUGAACUCAUACUAAACUGGCAUAGUGUUACUUAUUAUUAUCAUUACACCUUCUUCGGUGAGGAAUGCGAGUGAAGACUGAAUAAGUUACCCUAUGCCGGUUUGGCAUAAAUAAUAGUAAACAAUUUAUGUUUCUUAGUAGCAAUAAAUAUGGCAGUAUGAAAUUAUAGUAAUUUCAUUUUUAAAUUAUAUCAAUUAAUUUAGUUUCUAAUAACAAUAAGUUUACUAAUUAAUUGAUUUAAUAUUAAGUAAUAUUUUUCUUGAAAUUAUACCAAAAAUACUUGACUGUAUGGAUCAGAGUUGUGGUCUUUUUGUUUUCAUUGUUUAUCCAAUCUUUUUUCAGAGCUUUCAAUAAUUAGACCACAUCCCUAAGCAAUACAUUCAAAAGAUUAACUAAAGUCGGUCAUCAUUAAAUCUACACAUACCUGUAAUGCCAUAUCAAUAUAUUUCUAAUUGAACAAAUUUAUACUAUGCCCAUACCUUAGUUUGUUUUCAAUCAAUAAAUUUAAAUCAGUAAAAGGUACUAAUUUGCAUUACCUUCUUCUAAGACUGAAAAUAUUUUAUGGUAAAUUUUAUACUCACAUCAUUCAGUUGUUAAUCGAUAAAUUAAGCAUUUUACAUUUAUGACAUUAAAAGUUAAUUGAUUAUUAUUUUAACGAUCAAUGUUUUGUUAAACUGUUUUCUUUGAUUUUGCAUUCCAUUAUGUGAGAUUGACGAUUUAAAUAGCUGAAAUGUCGGUAAAAACAACGUUGGUUGUAUCUUAUUUUUACUUUUUUAAUACUGCAUAUUUGUAAUGAAAACUUACUCUGUUUUAACAUUGCAAGCUGUGGUUUAUUUUAUAUUUACAGAGGUCAACCUCUUUAUAGGGGCGUCAGUGGUUACAACAGUUAAGGCGAUAACAUAACACUAAUCACUGUACAGUAAAGGUCCAAAGAUUUAAAAAAUCUAGUGGCCCUGCAUUCUAACCUGGCAUACUUACGAAUGGGCUUUUCUCUUUUUCAAAAACACUGGCACCCCAAGGGUUCGUAUUACCUCUUAACUUCAUAACAGAAAAAGAAAAAAGAGGUUAUCCUUUUUUUAAGCCUAAAAUGUCUUAAAAAUUUCUUAAUUUAUUUUUAGAUAAAACUAUAACAGUAAUUAUAUUUUUUAACUUUUACCAUUUGCACUUAUAUCAUGUGUUAUUAAUUGUGAAUAUGCGAUAGUUUUAUUGUUGUAAUUAUAUGAAAUAACUGAAACAUUUAUAAUAUAGAAGAUAAUUCCAUACUUCCUUGCACUUGAUCAAUUCCAAAAUUUGACUUGAAUCAUUUUUCGUUAUGUCUAAUUCAUUUCAAGAUAAUGUUAUUUGUAUUGUUUUUCACUUUGAAAAUACGAAUUGUUAUGAAUAAGGGAGUAAUUAAUAAGAGCGGUAUAAUAAUGGUGAUUGAAUGAUUUACUAUAAUUAUUAUUGUAUAUUAUUAUUACAUUGUUUUUAAUAUUUUUAUAUGUUGAAAGGACAUAAGAACCUGGUGUGUGUGUGUUUUUUUUAAAUUUAUGUUAUACAUUAAUAUAAUCCUUUAUUUAAAUUAUACUGGGAAUUUAACAACAGAAAACUGAAUUACAUAUCCAUUUUUAAAGUGCCUUAAUCAACUGGAGUACUCUCAUUUCGCAAUUUCAUUAUUAUAACCUCAAAGUAAAAUGGUUGUUUAGAUUUUGUUAACCAGAGCAAUUUCUCUAUGUGGUAAAAUUUAAACAAAAAAGUUUUCAAUUUAGAUUAUUGUUUGCCUUUUCAAGAGAUUUAUUUGUUAAUUUAUGUCUUAAUUUACAAAUUUAAUGGCUGUGCGAACUACGCCAAGCAAUUUAGCUUUUAAUUGUCUGUAUAAUUUAUGAAUUAUAUAAAGAAAGAUCUAUUUGCUUUUGUCUGGACGGUAAAUUUGUAAAAAAUCAUAUUAAAUGGACUUUUCUAUACCAAGAGAAAGUUACAGCAAAUAUAAUAUUUGUACGUCAAUGAUUGCCAGAUCUGGCCUACCUAAUUAAGGUUUAACUGUAAAAUUGAUAUGAUUCAAUUUAUUGUAUAAUAAUUAUAUAUGUCAUGCUUUUUAUGUAUUUUAACUUUUACUGAUGACGGAAAAUUAUAUUUUAUUUGUCUAGUCCGGUUGCUAGUAAUUUUGAAUGUACUCUCAAUUAAUAUUUCAACAUUAAUAUAAUUGAAAUAAACACCAAAUAUUUAUAAUUUUAAAAAAAUCAUUUUAAGGGAACAGUUGUAUAAAGUAAACAGUAUAAUAAUUAUAUAUGAUUUAAAAUAUGUAAUAUGUAUAUUACACAUCAGAUUUUAAUUUUCAAAUGCUGACAACUUUUCUUAUAGUAAAACCUGUCUUUUCUAUAUAAAGGCAUAUGUUGCAACAAAGUGUUAACAAUUGUGAUUUAUAAAAGCUGAAUUUUACCUUUUUUAUAUAUUAAUUUUGUACUGUGUAAUGUGAAUUAUUUUUUCAUAAUUUAACAAUUUUAAAAUAUGAAAAAAUACUUUUAGUGUUAUGUGCUGCUGUAAUUUAAAAAUAGUACUAUUUCAUUACUUCAAAACUAUUCAGUUUGUCUGAUAUAAAUCCUUAGCGUGUACCAAAAAGUGUAGAAUUAAUUGUUGUGAAGUUUUUAGCAAAUAGUGCGAAUUAAUUUGUACUUUAAAAGCUGAUUUCUUCUUAAUGUGACUACUCAUUUUUUUCAUCUGUUUUAUCUAAAUAUUGAUUUUAAGUCCAAUUAGCUUAAACAAUCAUACAUGUUAUGUUUAAAUUAAAUUGUGAUUGUAUGUUGGUUGUACACCAUGAAGACAUUCCAUACAAAGAAAAAAACGUUUACUAUUUGUUAUUCUUUGAUUUAUGCGAGAUUACAUGUAUGUAUUUUUUAUGUACAGUUUUCUUAAUACAUUAUUACUCAAUUGUCAGUUGGUACUUUACUGAUUUCAAAUUAUAUUUAAACAUUAGAUUUCUCUGAUUGUAGAAUAAUACGGGUCUAGUUAUUGUAUCAUUUAAAAAUGUUUAUGAAUUAUACUACCUUGUUCCCUUUGUCUUUCAUUGUACUGUAAGUAAUUGGUAUAUAACUUGUUGCUUUAUUUUUUUAAUAUACUGUGUCUGUCCAGUUGAA
Molecule: messenger RNA, 8151 nt
Organism: Cimex lectularius (bed bug)
Lineage: Eukaryota; Metazoa; Arthropoda; Insecta; Hemiptera; Cimicidae
Product: UHRF1-binding protein 1-like
Exons: 22
Coding region: 201-3977 (1258 amino acids)
Source: RefSeq, a predicted model, not a curated record